Molecule: messenger RNA, 5251 nt
Organism: Anguilla anguilla (European eel)
Lineage: Eukaryota; Metazoa; Chordata; Actinopteri; Anguilliformes; Anguillidae
Product: sorbin and SH3 domain-containing protein 1
Exons: 29
Coding region: 320-4837 (1505 amino acids)
Biological process (GO): cell-substrate adhesion
Cellular component (GO): nucleus; cell-substrate junction; cytoplasm
Molecular function (GO): protein binding
Source: RefSeq, a predicted model, not a curated record
ACGUCCUAGCUGGGGCUACUAAGUGAGCACUACUGUAGCUCUGGUAUUUGAUGUGGUUGUUGCUGUAGCUGGUCCACUCCCUCCUGCCUCCUCUGAAGAUGGUCUCUUGUGACCUGUAUUUUUUUUAAACGAGAUCUGUCAGCUCAGCUCAGAUAGAGGAGCACGUGAGUCGGUCUGGAGGAGCUCAGGAGGUGUAGGAGAACCAAACAUCGAGGAGAAGGAGGGCUUUGCAGCAGAGAGUUCUGGGAGACCUGACAGAUCGGCUGUUCCCUCAGGUCGGCGAAACGUCUCUGCUGUCAGAAUAACUCCUGUGAAGACCAUGAAGAGCUCUCCUGACCUCAUGCCAGCUACAGAUAUGGACCCCUCCAGAGUGUGUAAGGGGAGGGGGGUCGUGACAUUGAGGGCGACUCUGGUCCACAUCGACGACGAUGACAUCGGCGCCCCCCCGCCCACCGUGGACACACAGCAGACAGCGCAGAAAGCCGGCCUGUCGCCAGGGGCCUUGGACCAAGAUGUCUGUGUGGCCGACACUAAUGGAGACUGCUCGGGAGCCUCUGUGGAGGUGAAGGGUGGAGAGAGUCUUCCCACAGACAGUAAGCUGCCCUCGCAGGUGGGAGUCGUGAGCACUGAGGAUCCGCUGCUCACAUCCUCCUCAGACACGCCCAGCUUUCUCACGCCCUCGAGAAGCUCCGCCUCCGCCUACCCCUCGACCACCUUCGUCAACCCCACCAUCGUCCUUCUACAGCACAACAGAGACUCCGCUCCAGAAGGGGGCGCCGGGGAGCAGACGGGGAGCACCAAGGCGGUGCCGGCGGGUGAUCCGGGCGGGGUUCCGGAGAGCUGCCAGGGGGAGAUGGAUGGUAAGCGGAUGAGGCUCUCCCUGCACGCCCCCGCCACCCGCCCCCUGGAGGACGCCGCCGUUGCCGUGCGGAACACAGAAAGGUCUAAAGACUGGUACAAGAACAUGUUUAAACAGAUCCACAAAGUCCCAGAGGUUCCUGAGGAAAAUCCGUACCGCCCCACCUACAUUUUUCCAGAAACCAAUGACAAGCCACUAAAAGUGCGAGAUGAUGCUCCAUACAGUCGCAUCUACUCGGACGACAGUGCGAAAGGGGUCCCGCGAUCGAAGAGCGCCGCGGACGUCGGGCUGACCGACUCCCGCGGAAACGCCCCGUCCAGGAUGCCCGUCCCGGCCCGCACCUCCUCCCUCAGGCCGUCCGCCGAAAGGAAGGACUGGGAGCCCCCCGACAGGAAGGUGGACACCAGGCGGUACCGAGCCCAGCCCAGGAGCAUCUUCCAGUACGAGCCGGGGAAGUCCUCGGUGCUGAGGGUGGAGAGAACGACUCACGGUUUAAGUCCCGAGGACGUAGAUUUAGAGAAUGAGCCUUGGUAUAAAUUCUUUUCAGAGAUGGAGUUUGGAAAACGGAGCGCUCCCUCUUUCACUCCUCUGGAAACAGCCGCCGACCUGCCGCAAUUUUCCAAAAGCGAGUCGGACCACGGCGAUGCCAAGGAAGGGGAGCCGGCCCCCGGCGAGACGGGGGCCGCGGACAGCGACCGCCACAUUUACAAGAGCGUCCUGGAGGGCGGCGACAUCCCCCUGCAGGGGCUCAGAGCCCUGAACAAGCGCCACCCCAGCUCCUCCUCCUCUAAAGUGGACCGUAAAGGUGGGAAUGGCUACAUAAUUUCACCUUCUCCCUCUGUAACUAGCCCGUCGGUUCUGGCCGGCGGCGCACUCGCUAGCCAGUGUAAAAGUAAGAAGCCGCUAUCGGCGGCCAAGGCGGGCCUCCCCGAAAUCCUGCCCUCCAAGUUCAAACCCAAGCUGGCCCCGGCCGGCGGAGAGGGGCGGGAGGCCCGGGCCCCGCCCGCCAGACGCCCCAAAGCCCACAGCUGCGAGGACCUGAGGGACGGCGGGGGCGGGGCCGGGGGCGGCGGGGGGGCGGAGCCCGGGGCGGAGAGGAGGGCGGGGAGCGCCGGCGGGCUGGCGGAGUGCGGCGUGCCGCCCCCCGGCCCGGCCUGGAGGGCCACGGCGGAGUUCAGCGCCAUGUACCGGACCAUGCACCAGAUCCGCCGGCCCGGGGCCGAGGGCCACAGCCCCCGCGGGAGCGUGCGCAGCCUGGCCUCGCUGUUCGAGCGGGAGGCGGGCGGGGCCCCGGGGAGGGGCGGGGCGGGGGGGGAGGAGCCGGGGGGCGGCGGCGCCCCCCCUCGCGACGCCGUCUCGUCCCGGGUGACGGAGUUCGAGCAGAUCAUCCAGCGCUCCUGCUCCAUGCCCGCGCUCCACGCCGACCCCGCCCCCGGCCCCGCCCCGUCGUACAUGACGGCGGCCGUCUCCGCCGAAUCCCUGCUCCUCCCGGGCGGCCCCAGGAGGGAGGUGGCGUCGCCGGCGGAGGAGGAGGAGGAGGAGGCCCCCGUAUCGGGGAGCCCGUUGGAGGACGAGCCCGUCUCCUCGGAGCUCUUGGACGCGGCGAGUCCGGAUUCUCCCUCGAAGCCCGACGCCGACGUCGAACCCGAGUCCGACCGCUGCUCCGACCGCUGCUCCGUAGCCUCCGCCGACAGCUCCGCCCCCUCCGCCGAGGCCCCGCCCGCCCCGCACCACGCCCACGCGCACGCCCACCACCAGCACAAGCCCAGCAAGUGCAAAGGGACGUGCCCCGCCUCCUACACCCGCUUCACCACCAUCCGCCGGCACGAGAAGCAGCUGGCGCAGCGGGACCGGCAGCCCGGCGCCGACAGGAAGAAGCCCUUUCCCAGCAGCCUCUUCCUCAUGGGCCCCGCCCCCUUCCGGCUGAGGAAGACGCUCCAGAGCCACCAGGCCCGCAAGACGGCCGCCUUCUCGGCCGUGAAGCCCUCGGAGAACGGCGCCCCCUGCGGGCACUCGGCGGAACCCCGGCCGCUCGUCCCCGCGCGCAUGUCCUCCCUGGAGGUGCUGGAGAGGCUGAGCAACGGGGAGGUCACCUCCCCCUCCUCCUGCUCCUCCCCCGGGGGAGGAGGCGGCGGCGGAGGCGGAGGCGGCGGGCGACGCCUCCUUAACGGCGGCCAUUUUGGCUCGGGCCCGGCCGUCUUGGACUGCAACAGAAACCCUGUGUGCCCGACCGCGGCGCACGACCGAGAGUCCGACUCCCCGCGCCACGCCCACGGGGAGCACGCGGAGAACGCCGAGGAGGCCCUCAGGAGGCGGUACGGGGACAAGGAGAAAAUGCUGGAGGAGCAGAGGCGUCUGAAGCGCGAGCAGGAGGAGGCGGACGCCGCGGCCCGGCGACACACCAGCCACUUCCUCACCCACCACCAGUUCAUCACCAACGAGCGCUUCGGCGACCUGCUCAACAUGGACAACACCGAGAAGAGGAAGUCCGGCUCCGAGAGGACUCCGGCUCUGGCGAAAUUUGACUUCAAAGCCGAGACACUCAAGGAGCUGCCUUUUCACAAGGGGGACAUCGUGUACAUUUGUCGACAGAUUGAUCAGAACUGGUUCGAAGGAGAGCACCAUGGGAGAAUGGGUAUAUUCCCCCGGAGUUAUGUGGAGCUCCUGCCGCCCACAGAAAAGGCCCAGCCCAAGAAGCCCACCCCGGUCCAGGUCCUGGAAUACGGCGAAGCCCUGGCCCGCUUCAACUUCACCGGAGACACCGCCGUGGAGAUGUCCUUCAGAAAGGGCGAGAGGAUCACGCUAAUUCGCCGCGUGGACGAGAACUGGUACGAGGGCAAAAUCCCCGGCACCAACCGCCAGGGCAUCUUCCCGGUCACCUACAUCGACGUGCACAAGCGGCCGCGCGUCAAGAACGGCGUGGAUUACCCCGACCCGCCCAUCACGCCGUCGCCCAAUCGCAGCAGCAACGCCUCACCGCAGAUUUCCCGAAACCGUCUGAGCACCUCCCCCCUCCCCCUGCCCCGCUCCAGCCGUCGCUCGGUGUCCCCCGAGGUCCACGCCAUCUCCUCCGAGUGGAUCUCCCUCACCAUGGGGACGGGCUGCAGCCCCCCCACGGCCCCCACCCCGCCCCUGCCCCCCCCGCCCUCCUCCUCCUACCGCUGGGGGGAGUACCUCCCCCCGUCCCUCUCCGCCAGCCCCGUCCCCCCAGUUAGCAACAGCCCCGGGCUGGUGUCCCCCUCUGCCUCCCCCUCCCCGUCCCCUCUCCCCCCACUGCCCCCGCCUCGCCCCAGCUCGGCCACGCCCUACCUGACCUUCACCCCUCCCCAGGGGGAGGAGUUUCUGCUGUCCCCGCCCUCCCCCCGGCUCUCGCGCAGCCUCAGCCCCUGCGGGGGGGCGGAGCUGGAGGGCUGGCUGGGAGGGCGGAGCCCCCUCAGCAGCCUGCUGGGGGAGGGGGCGGAGCUUGACAGGGCCAGCGAACGGGAGGCUCUGGGGGAGUGGCUCAGCAGCCCCGGAGAGCUGGUGAAGAGUGACAGCGAUUAUCAGGGCAGGUCCUCCAGGAGUCCUGUGCUGCUCUUCGACAUCCAGGACAACGUGAUGAAUGCCAACUCGUUUGCGGAGGCGGUGUGCAAGGAGAUCCUGAGCAUCGCCGAGACGUCGGUGCGGUACUGCAGCACCCUCUCCCGGGCCCCCGCGUCUGCGCGGGGUCUGCGAGCGCACCCCAGUAAACAGUCUCUCAUCGUUUCCCAGCAACCGCAGCCGCACACCCCCAGCCCAGAACCCGCACGUCCCAGCUGCGGAAUUUUCCAGGCUCUCUACAGCUACGUCCCCCAGAACGAGGACGAGCUGGAGCUACGGGAAGGGGAUCUGGUCAACGUCAUGGAGAAGUGCGAUGACGGCUGGUUUGUCGGAACCUCCCGGAGAACAAAAGAGUUUGGCACUUUCCCGGGGAACUACGUCAAGCCCGUCGACCAGUAACCACCGCGGACCGAGCGGCUACUCCCAGUGCGUUCUGCUACUCACAUCCCUUGGCUGCCUGUUGAGUUUGAAAAUCAGUACUAUUGCGCUAGAGGUUUAUUUUCGGCGAGGUUUGCGUCUCGGCUGGGCGAAAGCAAAGGUUCGGGGUUCGUGACUAAUCAUGGGACGAGGUUCUUUUCUGUGGGGGGUGGGGGUGGGGGGGGGGUGGGGUCAAAUGUUGUGAGAGAGGGAGGAAGAGGAGGAAGAAAAAGAGGGAGGAAGGAGGGAGAAACCACAGAUUCACUGCCCAAUCUCCGCGGAGCGCGGUGAGCGCACCCGUCCCGCUCUCCCAUCCCGGCGGAAGCACGGGACAGUCCGGCAACGCAACGGCGCGGGAGCGUUGUCGGAGUGUCGCGAGAACGUUGUCAGAGUGCU